AUGACUAAAACUGAAAUCGAAGAGUUGGUAAGAAAUACAAUGGCAUCUACUCAAUCUCCGCCAGGUGACAAGUUGAAACAUCCUAGUCAAAUGGAACUAGGUAAAAUAUAUCAAGACCCAAAUUUGCAAUUGAAUGAUCAAGAAUGGUUGCAAGGCUUUGGUACUCUAGAGCGUCUUAAUGACAUGGCUGGCCUAUCUACUAUACAAACAGUAAUAGAUACAAUUACUAAAAGGGUAGUUAAUAAAUUCUCUUCCCUCUUACCUAAGAAAA
This is a messenger RNA of Racocetra persica, 271 nucleotides long. The record is from the annotation of a GenBank genome assembly. NCBI's taxonomy places the organism in Eukaryota, Fungi, Glomeromycota, Glomeromycetes, Diversisporales, Gigasporaceae.